AUGGGGUUAUGGGGUGGGGUAAGGCCAGGAGUAGAGGGUGUGGUGAAAUAUGGGUCAGUUUUAAAGUCUCCAGUGAUAUCCAAGGGUGUAAUGGAGAAUGAACCAGAAUGGAAAGUUGAUCCAUGGUAUCUGGCAUCCGCUGGUGUAGAUGGUGUGAAGGUGGAUGUGCAAAGCAUUUGGAGAGUCUUGGCACUGGUUUAUCAGGUCGUGUUGAGGUCACUAAGUAAUACCAUCAGGCACUUGAUGCUUCUUGCUAAGAACUUCUCAGAUAAUGGUUGCAUUGAUCGCAUGAGCCAAAAUACUGAUUCCCUUUAG
Daucus carota subsp. sativus is the source of this 315-nucleotide messenger RNA. RefSeq names its product probable galactinol--sucrose galactosyltransferase 6. Lineage: Eukaryota; Viridiplantae; Streptophyta; Magnoliopsida; Apiales; Apiaceae. The transcript is spliced from 2 exons. The coding region runs from base 1 to 315 and encodes 104 amino acids. The record is from RefSeq and is a predicted model, not a curated record.